This is a messenger RNA of Pogoniulus pusillus (Red-fronted tinkerbird), 2599 nucleotides long. It is a transcript of the gene GPR50, whose product is annotated as G protein-coupled receptor 50. Gene Ontology annotation, biological process: G protein-coupled receptor signaling pathway. Gene Ontology annotation, cellular component: plasma membrane. Gene Ontology annotation, molecular function: melatonin receptor activity. NCBI's taxonomy places the organism in Eukaryota, Metazoa, Chordata, Aves, Piciformes, Lybiidae. The coding region runs from base 468 to 1352 and encodes 294 amino acids. The record is from RefSeq and is a predicted model, not a curated record. The transcript is spliced from 2 exons.
AACUACUUAGCUGCUUUUAUCACUUGAUAAUCACUUGCCCCUACUUUGUGUCUUGACUGCCUCCGCUGUGUGAGGCGAGUUCACGACCCCGUGAAAGUCAAAAAGCACAACUUUCCCUCGAAGUGACCAUGAAAGGAUUUUCCAAAUCUCAAUCCCUGUCAGCAGUCCACUUUCUGCUCUACCUACAAGGUGUUGGGCUGUACCAGUAGAACCAACGCAAGUGAAAUCUUUGUUUAGCUCUCUGAUUCGAGGAGAGGUGGCUCUCGCUGCACGCAGAACCUGAGCGUGACUAAUGGGGAAUUCAGUGUUACACGCUUCAAAGCGGUGGUGAGUGUUGAGAGACCUGCCCUGCUUUAUUGACCUGAGCAUCAUUUCUCCUUCAGUCAGCAGCCUAAACUGAAAACGCUUUUGUCAAGUCACUAGAUGGAUUCAGCAGCAGGAAAGGGAAGUAGGCUGAUGGUGAUGGUAUGAAGCUCAAUAAAGGCAACAUCUUUGUCGUCAGCUUGUCUGUAGCAGACCUUGUAGUUGCAGUUUAUCCAUACCCUCUGAUCUUGAGUGCUAUUUUCCAUAAUGGAUGGACCAUGGGAAAUAUUCACUGCCAGAUAAGUGGGUUCCUGAUGGGCUUAAGCGUCAUUGGGUCCAUUUUCAACAUCACGGCAAUCGCAAUCAACCGCUACUGCUACAUCUGCCACAGCCUUCGGUACGACAAGCUCUUCAACCUGAAGAACACCUGCUGCUAUCUGUGCCUGACCUGGAUACUCACCGUGGUGGCAAUUGUGCCAAACUUCUUUGUUGGGUCCCUGCAGUACGACCCGCGGAUUUACUCCUGCACCUUUGCCCAGACGGUGAGUACGUCAUACACCAUCACGGUGGUGGUGGUGCACUUCAUCGUGCCCCUGUCCAUCGUGACGUUUUGCUACCUGAGGAUCUGGAUCUUGGUGAUUCAGGUCAAACACCGGGUGAGACAGGACUGCAAGCAGAAGCUCAGAGCAGCUGACAUCCGGAAUUUCUUGACUAUGUUUGUGGUUUUUGUCCUUUUCGCUGUGUGCUGGGGACCAUUAAACUUUAUUGGCCUUGCUGUUUCAAUUAAUCCUUCAAAAGUGCAGCCACACAUUCCAGAGUGGCUUUUUGUCCUGAGCUACUUUAUGGCCUAUUUUAACAGCUGCCUCAACGCUGUGAUCUAUGGGCUUCUUAACCAGAACUUCCGGAAGGAGUACAAAAGGAUACUGCUGACACUCCGGACUCCCAGGCUGCUGUUCAUCGACGUGUCCAAGGGUGGGACAGAAGGGAUGAAAAGCAAGCCCUCUCCAGCUGUAACAAACAACAACAACCACGCUGAAAUACACUUAUGAGUCAGAACAGUAGUAUUUAUUCUGGAUUGCAAUUGUAGAUAUAAUAUAUAAGAGCCUUUCCCAUGUAUGUGUUUCACAGGUGGCACUGCUGGGGCCUCUCGUGAAAAGGAGGAGUCUGCUACCUGUCAUGCUUAGCUUGCUGCUGUGACAUCCAUGUUCUAAAUAAGGAUUUUCAGGAUGGAAAUGAACAGGGUUUUUUAAUUUUUUUUUUGUUUGUUUGUUUGUCUUGUCAUAUGCCCUCUUCCACCAUGUGCCUAAUGAAUAGGUUUGGUUGCUUUUGCCACAAGCAUGACAACACCCUGGAAAAGGGAAGUGUUCAGAGUGCAUGGAGAAACACAGUUAUGCAGUGCAACUUUUGAGAACCAGCAAAAUCCCCAUGUAUUACAAAGACACUUUUCUUCCCCUCCCUCUGAAUUCCAGUUUUUUAGCAGUAAUAUAAUCCAAAUUAUAACAAGUAACAUGUAAACUGCAUGACUUUUUUACCUGUCCACUUGGGUGUCAGUAUUGGACAGGAAGCAUACAUAUGGGCAUGAUGACUCCCACUGCCUGCGUGUUCAUUCUCUUUAUCUCUUAAGGUUUAGAAGCUGGCCUUGGCUAGACAUGAGGCAGGCAAAAACAAGACUCAGUGAAUGUCUGAUACACUUACUUUAAUUGAAUAUCUGCAGAUAUUAAGCACCCUUGCACUUUCCUUCCCAGGGCAUGAGUAAGAGUAUAGCAUAUGACAUAAUGUAAUUGUAGGAAGAUACUUGGAGCCUGAUUCUAAUUUAGGCAGUAUCCUGUGAUGGCCAGCGUUCAUUCCAAAUGUCUUUCAGAAGUUUCUGCUACAUAAACAUCAUUUGAAAAAGAAACAAAAAGAUGACUAUAGCAGAGUCCCAUCUGUUCAAUGCAGGUGUUGGCUUUUAAAUUUCAGUCAUAUUUACUUUUCCAGACAAAGGGAGAAGUGGAAGGAAGUGUUUGCUCCAAACAUCUCUCCUUUUGCCCACUACCUGAUGUGAAGUUGAUAGGGAAAGUAGAACAUUUGUUUUGGUUUGGUUUGUUUUUCAUGUAUGAAGCUGUAAUUAAUUCAUGGAGCUGGAAGAGGAAAGAUACUUCAGGAUAUUCUUGCAAUAGUUUUCAGACUGAACUCUGGAAAAAACUAUCCUGAGGUGCUGGGAAGGCAAAUGCUGCAUUAGAAACAAGCACGUGGCAAAGACGUGUCUGUUGCUUUAAUGGAGUGGGAGUAUAAAGGCAGCUGUCUGUAAAUAUGA